CUUCUGUGGCUUUUUUAUGUAGUUUAUGAUAACUAGUGAAGUUUUUAAACCAAGUACUUGAAGACUUUACACAUCAUAAGAAAAAUGAAGUAUAUAUUAGUAUCUGGAGGUGUUAUCAGUGGUAUUGGAAAAGGUAUUAUUGCAAGCAGUAUUGGAACAAUUCUUAAGUCAUGUGGUCUGAGAGUUACAGCAAUAAAAAUCGAUCCAUAUCUUAACAUUGAUGCUGGCACAUUCUCUCCUUAUGAACAUGGUGAAGUGUUUGUACUUGAUGAUGGAGGAGAAGUAGAUUUAGAUCUUGGAAAUUAUGAAAGAUUUUUGAAUGUUAAAUUGCACAGAGAUAAUAAUAUAACAACAGGCAAAAUAUACCAACAAGUAAUCAAUAAAGAAAGAAGAGGUGAUUAUCUCGGUAAAACAGUCCAAGUUGUUCCUCAUGUAACAAAUGCAAUCAUGGAAUGGGUAGAGAAAGUAGCAAAAAUACCAGUCGACAACACAGAGGCAUCUCCUGAAGUUUGUAUCAUUGAGCUUGGUGGGACUGUUGGUGACAUAGAAGGAAUGCCUUUCGUUGAAGCAUUUCGACAAUUUCAAUUUCGAGUAAAACAAGAAAAUUUUUGCAAUAUACAUGUCAGCUUGGUUCCUCAGCCAACUGCAGGAGAACAGAAGUCUAUGCCUACACAGAACAGUGUUCGAGCUUUACGUGGUCUUGGUCUUUCACCCGAUCUUAUUGUGUGCAGAAGUAAAACACCACUGGAAAAGGAAGUUCGAGAAAAGAUUUCUAAUAUCUGUCAUGUAGGGCCAUCACAGGUCAUAGGUGUUCACGAUUUCUCAUGUAUAUAUCACGUUCCACUGUUAUUACAAGAACAAAAUCUAACACAAUAUUUUGCCAAACGAUUGAGUCUGACUAUAAGACCAAGAAAAAGUAUGCUCUAUAAAUGGAGGACACUAGCAGAGAAACACGAUAGAGUGCAUACAUCAUGUACGAUCGCACUUGUUGGUAAAUAUACAAAAUUAGAAGAUGCUUAUGCUUCUGUUAUCAAAGCACUUAGACAUUCUGCAAUUAUGGCAAACAGAAAACUUGAGUUAACGAUUAUUGAAGCUGCUCAUUUAGAAGAGGAGAUGAAAACGAAAAAACCUGUUGAAUUUUAUGAGGCAUGGAAAAAAUUAUGUUGUGCUCAGGGUGUUCUUGUACCUGGUGGUUUUGGGAAUCGUGGUACCGAAGGUAAAAUUGCAGCCGUACAUUGGGCAAGAACUCACAACAAACCAUUCUUGGGUAUCUGUCUCGGAAUGCAAAUGGCAGUUAUUGAAUUUGCUAGGAAUGAACUUGGUUUGAAAGGUGCAAAUUCUACUGAGAAUGCACCAGAUACUGAAAACCCUGUUGUGAUUGACAUGCCGGAACAUACAAAUGGGAAUAUGGGUGGCACAAUGAGAUUAGGAGCAAGGAAAACUAUUUUUAAGACAGAAUGCAUGUUAAAAAAACUUUAUAAAAACAAAGAAUCCAUUGAAGAACGACAUAGACAUCGUUAUGAAGUUAAUCCGUCUUUAACACAUUUAUUCGAAGAGAAGGGAUUCCGGUUUGUAGCUCAAGAUACGGAAGGCGUCAGAAUGGAAGCAAUUGAACUUGAUGAUCAUCCAUUUUUCGUCGGAAUACAAUCUCAUCCUGAAUUUAAAUCGAGACCUCUUGAACCUUCACCCCCGUAUCUAGGAUUCAUACUUGCAUCAUGUGGGAAAUUACCUCAGUAUAUGCAAAGAGGAUGCAGACUUUCUCCAAGGCACGAACAUCUACUCAGCACAGAGGAGGGAGACUCAGACUUAGAAGAAGAACUCUCGAAAAUUGUACUCGAAGGAAAAAACCACUCAGAUUCGAACGAUAGCACUUCCUCCGAGUCGACAAAAGGAAGCAAAUAAUAUGCAUUACAGAGUAACUUUCUAAUAUGUGAUAUACAUUGUUUCUUGAGCUUGCCAAACUUUGUGAAACAAAGUGAAGUUUGAAGGAAAAUUAUAAAUUAAAAGAAUAUUGCAUUUAGGAAAUAAAUUCAAGAUGGAGUAGCAUCUGUAACCGUUGGUGACGGUGUUAGCUUGAUUUAGGAUGUUCUGUUUUUGGUAAUUUUUUCGAUGUAGUUGGUUACUUUUUCUCAGGUUUUUUCUUUUAUUUUGUUGGUUGGAUUUUCUUAAAAUACGUAAAUAAAUUGGUCAAAAUGGAUGUACCAGUUGGUGAAGGAAUUUUAGUGAAAGGCAGUUUUUUUUUUUCAUGCUGUAUCUGAUGAGAUUGGAUGAUAUUGAUUCAGGGCUUAAAUGCAAAAAAAAAUUUUGGUAUGAGUUUGAACCACAUUGUUUUUGAAUCCAAAUUAAUUACACUUUGUACAUAAUGAUGCUAUGUUUUAAUAUUCAUUUUAAGAUUGAGCAGAAUAGUGAAUAAAGAAAAAUCUUUGUGAGGUGUUAUAGAACUAGACCUAUAAAGUCUAGCAAAAUUAAAAUCUUGUUUCAAAUUCCUCAACUCAAGACAAAAAUUACGAUGCAUGUUUCCCGACUCAAGAGAGAGAUUUCAAAUGACUCAAGGUUUGAGAGAAUGGAAAAUUUUGAUGAUAUUGUCUAUCGAAAAUGUUUGUACCAACUAAUUCUUGAUUUCAAGGAAAUUCAGGAUUUCGAAAUCUUCGCUUCAAAAUGUUUUAAAAAUACUAAUACAUCUGAGCCUUUGGCUAGUAUUAUUCAAAUUGAAAGUUCUUAGUUUUGCUUGAGGAAGAUAUAAGCUUUUCACAUGUUCCCUAUGUGUAUAUGUUGGUGUUCUAAUUUUUCAGAUUUGUUCUUGUUAAUAAAUUGUUUAGUGUUAAUUUUGGUCAUAAUGUGUGAACGUUUCCAUCAUGCCAAGAUUACUUCAUAAUAAAUUAAUCCUGCUUUCAAUAUAACUUUAACUUGAAGUUAUAAAGUGAUUAUUUCAAAAGAUACAUACAUACACCAUUGCUUACUUAUAAACUGUCAUUCCCCACUGCUUGAUUUAAUUCUGUCGCUUUUUUAUGUUUUUGUUUGAUCAAUGUUCAUUCCUGCUUGGUCAUCAAUUGAAAUUAUGUGACUCGGCAUUCUUUUCAUUGCUGACGUCAAUUUUUAGAAUGUCAUAUGUUGUUUGGAAACACUGCCAAGAUUGUUUGCUUCAUAUUUGUGAACCAAAUAUUGCCAAAUACUGUUUUUGUUAUGUUUUUUCUUUUUCAAUUUUGGGAUACAAAUUUAUCAAUUUGCUUUAAGUGGUAAGAUAUUUUGCCUCAUAUAAGUAUUACAGGGUAUUCAAAAUAACGGAAACUCAAAUUUUGGUUUUGGUCUUUACUUCUAUGUGUAUUAAUAAUGACUGUGUCCAGAAUCCUGGUUGUUUUUAUGUUCAAAAUAUUUGUCUUUUAACUCAAAGCCUUGUGUGUCUGUACAUUUUUUUGUUGUUGCAUAUUUUGUGGGGUGAUUCUUUUUGACUAAUAAAAAUUGGAACUAUGUA
Styela clava is the source of this 3472-nucleotide messenger RNA. Its product is annotated as CTP synthase 2-like. Gene Ontology annotation, cellular component: cytoophidium; cytoplasm. NCBI's taxonomy places the organism in Eukaryota, Metazoa, Chordata, Ascidiacea, Stolidobranchia, Styelidae. Gene Ontology annotation, molecular function: CTP synthase activity; identical protein binding. The record is from RefSeq and is a predicted model, not a curated record. Gene Ontology annotation, biological process: CTP biosynthetic process; pyrimidine nucleobase biosynthetic process.